UUUUUUUUUUUUUUUUUUUUUUUUUGAGUUUUUUCUUGUUGGAGUUUUUCCUUUAUCCCCCACGCCCCACUUCCGUGGUUUGGAUAUUCUGGGUGACUGCAAGAAGAGUUUUGGAGUUGUUUUGGAUUGGGUUUGGUUGUUGUUUUUUUUUUUUUUGUUCCCUUCUCCUGCCCUUGAACUGAGUUUGUCCUCUGUGCAUGCCUCUUCUGGAGCAAGGCUGGAUCCUGAACCUCGGUGCAUGUGAGGGGCAAAGCCUCGUUCAUAUUCCUGCAAUAAUAGUAAAAUGUAAAUUGGAUAAUACGACUUCUUGCCAAAGGCUCCAAUGAGUGGCACACAGUCCACAAUCACGGACAGGUUUCCUCUCAAAAAACCUUCGAGACAUGGCAGCAUUCUGAGCAGAGAGUCUCCAGCUGACAAGAAGCAGAAGGUUGAACGCUGCAGCAGCACCCACGACUUUGAUCCCACAGAUAGCUCCUCCAAGAAGACAAAGUCUAGUUCUGAGGAGAGUAGAUCCGAGACGUAUGGCCUGGUGCAGAGGUGUGUGGUGAUCCAGCGGGAUGAGAACGGCUUUGGGCUGACGGUCAGCGGGGACAACCCCGUCUUCGUGCAGUCCGUCAAGGAAGAUGGAGCAGCCAUGCGGGCUGGAGUGCAGACGGGUGAUAGAAUUAUCAAGGUGAACGGGACUCUCGUAACACACUCGAACCAUUUGGAGGUGGUCAAGCUGAUCAAGUCGGGUUCCUAUGUAGCUCUCACUGUCCAGGGGCGCCCUCCAGGGUCGCCCCAGAUUCCCUUGGCGGAUUCCGACGUGGAUCUGGCAGCUUUUGGGCAUAUGUCUCCCAUCAUGACAUCCCCCCACUCGCCUGGCACGUCAGGGAAUGCAGAAAGGAUCACCAGCCCAGUGCUCAUGGGGGAGGAAAAUAACAUUGUCCACAACCAGAAGGUGGAGAUUCUGAGGAAGAUGCUCCAGAAGGAGCAGGAGAGGCUGCAGUUCCUCCAGGAGGAGUACGGCCGAACCUCCUCCACCCGCCUGCUCAAGGAGAUCCAGGAGGCAAAGAAACACAUUCCUCAGCUGCAGGAGCAGCUGUCCAAGGCCACGGGCUGCUCUCAGGAUGGAGUCUUGUCCUCCAGGUCUGGGUCGGAGUCGCUGCAGAUCAGUGAGGGGGAGGCAGAGAGUGGGGACAGUGGCAGCAAACUGGAUUUCAGUGGUGACAGCCCCUCCAGACCCAACAGUGACAUUGCUGAUAGUCCUCGCAGUGGCCUGAAGGAGAGGAUUUAUCCAGAUGAGAGCCCAGAAAAGGCUGAGCUUCAAGAUACUGACUCCCAGUCCAGUGUUGGAAGCCCCUUGUCCCGAGUGGGCACUCAGAUCAUUGGAGCAGAGGAUGAUGAUUUUGACACGGAGCAGGAGCAGAUCAAUGGGCAGUGCAGCUGCUUCCAGAACAUCGAGCUCCUGAAAUCCCGCCCAGCUCACCUGGCUGUUCUCCUGCACCACGUGGUGUCCCAGUUUGAUCCUGCAGCCCUGCUGUGCUACCUUUACACAGACCUGUACAAACAGACCAACUCCAAAGAGACCCGGCGUGUUUUCCUGGAGUUUUACCAGUUUUUCCUGGACAGAGCUGCAAACCUGAAAGUCCCAGUUCCAGAUGAAAUCUCCUUGGAAUUAGACAGGAGACGGCCAGAACUGCUCCCUGAGGAGCUCCACCGCCAGUUCAUCCAAACCAUGCAGGACAAAGUCUGUCCAGAGGUUCAGAGGAACCUGGAGGAUUUCAGGCAGAAACGCAGCAUGGGGCUGACCCUGGCCGAGGGGGAGCUGACCAGGCUGGACGCGGAGCGGCUGCGGGACCGCAACGCCGUGGAGAAGGAGAGGAGCUGUGCAGAGCAGAUCAUUGCCAAGAUCGAGGAAGUCCUGAUGUCAUCUCAGCCUCUGGAAGAAGACAAGAGCUCCACAAUGCAGUAUGUGAUCCUCACCUACAUGAAACACCUGGGAGUCAAAGUCAAAGAGCCUCGGAACCUGGAGCAGAAGCGUGGCCGGAUUGGUUUCCUGCCGAAGAUCAAGCAAAGCAUCAAGAAGGAGAAAGAAGGAGAGGAGAAAGGAAAGAGGAGAGGCUUCCCCAACAUUCUGGGCCCCCCAAGGAGACCGAGCCGACACGACAGCAGUGCAAUUGGCAGGGCCAUGGAGAUGCAGAAGCCCAGGCACCCCAAGCACUCGCCCACAGCCUCUUCUGUGAGCCCAGAGCCCCCAGAGGCCAGCAAGCUGCGCCAGAGUGGCUCCUCCAGCGAUGGCACCGAUGCUCCCUACCCCCCUGCCAACCCCAUGUCCCCGCUGGCAGUGGGGCCCUUUGCCUCUCCGGAGGGCAGCAAGGACAGUGACACAGGUUUGAAGCAGCCUGGGGAAGCCCCACCUGCCGGUGACUCCAUGGAUGGCACUCCCCGCACACCCAACAACACCUUCGAGUUCCCGUCUCCUUUGGAAAACCUGCAGGAGGAGGAGGGAGAAUCAGAGAGGAUGGUUGACAUGGGAACACCAAAGCCUUUCCGCAAGAUGGACAGUGUUGGCUUUGCAGAUGUGCAGAGUGAGGACGAGCUCUAUGACUUCGACAUGGACAUGGAUCCUCCCAACUGGCAGCAGCUUGUGAGCAGGGAGGUGCUGAUGGGGCUCAAACCCUACGAAAUCAAGCGUCAAGAAGUGAUAAAUGAGCUGUUCUACACGGAGCGAGCCCACGUACGCACGCUGAAGGUCCUGCACAACGUCUUCUACCAGAGGGUCACCAGGGAGGGCAUCCUCAGCUCCAGUGACAAGCGGAAAAUCUUCUCCAACCUGGAGGAUAUCCUUGGGCUGCAUGUUGCACUGAACGAUCAGAUGAAAGCUGUCCGGAAAAGGAACGAAACUUCUGUCAUUGGCCAAAUCGGGGAAGAUUUGCUCUCCUGGUUUAGUGGAGCAGCAGAGGAGAAGCUGAAACUUGCCACUGCCACCUUCUGCAGCAACCAGCCCUUCGCUCUCGAGGUCAUCAAGUCCCGCCAGAAGAAGGAUUCACGCUUCCAGACCUUCGUGCAGGAUGCUGAGAGCAAUCCCCUGUGCCGGCGGCUGCAGCUGAAGGAUAUCAUCCCCACGGAGAUGCAGAGGUUGACUAAAUACCCCCUUCUGCUGGAUAACAUUGCUAAAUACACAGAGCUGCCUGAGGAGAAGGAGAAAGUUAAGAAAGCAGCAGAUCACUGUCGCCAGAUCCUCAACCACGUGAACCAGGCUGUCAAAGAGUCCGAGAACAAGCAGCAUUUGGAGGAUUAUCAGCGGCGACUCGACCUGUCCUACUUGAAGCAGUCAGAGGACCCCAUGAUGGAUGAGUUCAGGAACCUGGAUCUAACAAAGAGGAAAAUGCUCCAUGAAGGGCCCCUGACUUGGAAGGUGAAUCGUGACAAAACCAUCGAUCUGUACACUCUGCUGCUGGAGGACAUCCUGGUGCUGCUGCAGAAGCAAGAUGACAAACUGGUGCUGAAGUGCCACAGCAAGAUCCUGGCGUCCACAGCUGACAGCAAACACACCUUCAGCCCCAUCAUCAAACUCAACACUGUGCUGGUUCGCCAGGUGGCCACAGAUAACAAAGCUUUCUUCGUCAUCUCCAUGUCAGAGAAGGGGGCUCACAUCUACGAGCUGGUGGCACAGACUGUCUCAGAGAAGAAUGUCUGGCAGGACCUUAUAGCUCAGAUGGCAGGAACUGUGAAGAUGGGGAGCAGCAGAAGAGUGAUCCCAUUGCCUCAGUCAGGCCCUGGCGAAGAGGAGCGUGAAGAAGAGGAGCAGCAGAAGCUCAAAGAGCAGCAUGACAUUCCUGCCAGCAGCCUGCAGAGUCCAGAUAAAGAUUUGGGCCUGGAGUCUCCCUUAAUACUGAACCCUCAGUCUUCUUCACCCAUCAUGUCUGAAAAGGCCAAGGUGGAAGGGCUGCUGGGGGCCGAGGGACAGUUUGAGAAGGUGCAGCAGGCAGAGCUGGCACUGAAAGACUCCUCUGCCUGCUAUGAACACACAGCCACCAGCUCAGCCUCGGUGCCAGAGGGGCAGUGGGCACGGGAUGCUCUGAGGAACUUGGGGUUGCUGAGGCAGCUCUUGGUGCAGCAGCUCGGCCUGGCUGAGAAGGGGACCCUGGAGGACAGACAACGCUUGCCCAGGUUCAGGACCGUGUCCCAGGAAGCCCAGACAGAGAGUGGGAAUGAUCUGCAGCCCUCUGACAGCAGAUUCCAGCAGCCUGGAGCGGACAGAACCCUUCCCAGAACUCGAGAGCCCGCGGCUGGGCACGGCCCCCGGACUGCAGCUGAGUGCCCGGCCUCAGGGGAUGCCAUGCAGCUGGCGGGCACAGAGCCCGGUGCCAGGGGCAGUUUGCCCAUGGACAGCAUGAACCUGGAGGGCUCUGGCUCGGAGCUGGAGGGGCUGGGGGCCGAGGAGAGCGGGGAGCAUUUCUUCGAUGCUCGGGAAGCCCACAGCGACGAGAACCCCGCGGAGAGCGAGCUGCUGGACAGGAAGGAGGACGAGGAGGUGCAAAUUCGGAUCUCAGGAAAUUAUUUGAUCCUUGAUGGAUAUGGAACAGUGCAGGAGAGCUCCACGGACGAGGAGGUGUCAGCCCUGGUCCUGCAGUGCACCUCCCACGGCCGGCCCUCCCUGGACAGUGCCCAGCAGCAGCAGCAGCCCCUGUCCCCAAGGGACACCCAGUCGGACGGGGGCAGCUCCCCGUUCCCCGAGGAGCUGCUGGGCUCGCGCUGGGCAGGGCUGGAGGAGCCCUGCCCCUUCCUGGGCAGCCCUCAGCUCCCUCUGGAGACCCGUGUGCAGCUCAUGCAGUACAUCCAGAACAUCGAGGAUGCCCUGGAGAAGCUAAAGGAGGUGGAGGAGGACUACGGCAUUCUGCGACGCCAGGGGCUGGCUGGCUCAGCCUCCACAGGAGAGCCCUCAGACAAAAGCUAGUCGUGUUUCCAGGAGUGGCUGAAGACUGGAUGAAGAGAAUCGGGACACAGCACCCGCUGUCUCCCCUGUGGACUCUGGGAUGAGGGUUUGGAGCAUCCAAACAGGAACCAUUCUCUAGCAAAGUGGGCAUGGGGUGCUUUUCCUGUGGGGCAUCUGCACUAUCUCGUCAGUGAGGGAGUCUGUUCUAUUCUGCUCCUCUCCUUGCUACCAGAAAUUCUUUUUUUUUUUUUUUUUUCAGAACAGAAAAAAAAAAACCAAACCAAAUGUACAGAGCUUUGGGUGUAGGAUAUAAAAAAAAGUGUAUUUAGACAUUUAAAAGAAAAAAAAAAAUCAAUGUAUUUAUUUGACUUCAUUCCGUGUAUCAAAAGCACAUUUUAAUUUUUUUAAUCUGCCUUUUUUUUUGUUCUAUUUUUGGGUAGUGACAGUUCUGGCCCCCUGCAUGUGGCCAACCCUGCCUGGUGAGGGGACGGGGGGGACCUGUGUGCAGGAGUUUCCUCACUGGACUGGACUCUGCACUCCCUGCUGGCACUCAAACUGCCAAGAGCUACUCAUGAAGGUGUUAGGAUGGAAUUUGUGGCUGGAAUUUGUCUGUAUCCAACCAGCUGCAUGGGAAUUGCUCAUGUCACCACGUGUGGAACAGGAAUUUUCCAUGCACUAAACAGCCAGGCACUUGAGAUGGGUAAAUUCCCCUUUUCCCCUUUCCCAUUCCUUUGCUGGGAGAGGAGAAAGAGGUUCUAAUUAUUUUUUUUUUCUUGACUUUGUUGGCUUUGAUCAUUGUCUCCUUUGUAAAGUGAUAAAAAUACUUGGACCUGCAGCACUUUUGUAACUCUUCUCUGGAUCAAAAAAAAAAAAAAAAAAAGGAAAAAAAAAAGAAAAAAAAGAAAAAAAUGCAAACCCAGAAGUGUUUCAAAGAUGUGGGGCAGCUCUGCCCCUGCUUCACUACUGAAUGAAAAAGGGCUGCCAUUGGAGUUAGCCACAGGUACUGCUGAUUCUAGGGCCAGUAAGUUUUAGUACCUGAAAGUAUGUCUUGGUGAGGGCUUGGGGUGGGGUUUGGGGUUGGUUUUUUUGGGGUGGGGUUUGGGGUUGGUUUCUGUUUAAUUUUUUUUUUUUUUUCCAAUCAUUUGUGCCAAUGUGUUCUCACCCAAACGGAGAUUUGCAAACCCAGAAGGCUGAACCAGCUCUUCAGCGCUUCCUUAGGCCCGUCCUGGUGGGGUUUGCUGCUGGAAUUCCUACCAGGAUGGGGACAGGGUGGGAAUUAGGCUGUCCCAGGGUAACACGGGGCAGCCUGAGCUGUGCCUCUGCCCUGAGCUGGCCCUGCUUGGCACAGGGUGCUCCAGGCUGUCCCCAGUGUCACUGUGUGGGGCUGCUCCUGGCAGCUGUGUGAGGAACACGGCCUCUUCCCGAGUUUCAAGCUCUUUAGGGAAGCCAGACUGAGCAUCCUGCACAUCCCGUGGGUAGUCAGAGCAGUCUGCCUUUGCUCAGCACCAGGAUCCUCCUGCUCCUCUAAACCAAACGGUUUCCCUUGAGCUGCUGGCAAGAAAUCACCUCUGUCCCUCGUCAGAAAAAAAUCCCAGCUCUCCUUCCCCCCCCCCCCCCAGGAUCCUGUGAGGGAUGAGUUUGGGUAAAAACAGAGGGAGCAGAGGGGAUUUUGAUGUGGCAGUUGGAGCCAGGAGCCCUGGGAGGGUAGGGAGGAAUUCCUGUUGUUUUAGGAACACCAUCUCCCACCAGCACAGCAUCACCACUGCCAGCACCAGCCAAAGCCUUCUCCUGCAGCCUGGCAGGAGCUCCCUUUUUUUUUUUGGGAUGUCCCAAGGCCUGUCCUGUUGUGUGGGAUUAUUGUCAGUAUUAACCCAGCAGUUCAUUCCUCAUGGAUGGGCUCUCCCCUCCUCACCUCAGCCAUGCAAUUCCCCAGGUUACAAACAUCCAAACUUCCUCUGAGAAACCCCCAGGCUGGAAUGCUGCCAUGGGUGCUGCCAGCAAGAGAACUGGGCAACAGCCAGACCUGGUGUUGGACCCCUUUUUCCCCCUCACACUCCAAAAACAGGAGCAGUUAUUGUGACCUUGGUGAUCUAAAAGCUUCCCAGAGGCUUCCAUGGUUGACAGGAACUGAUCCCUGGACUCCAGAACAGGGAGAGCUCAGUCGGGCUUUAAAAGAAUGUGCUGGAAGAGCAGCCAAGGUGAGGCUUGUGGAGGCCUGGCUGUUUCCUGCUCUGUCCUCGUGGUUGAACACAAAAUCCUCGGUGGUUCUCUCCAGGUUGCCGGAAUUCCGAGGUCUGUGGUGGUUCCUGGUUCCACAGUUCCCUCUCUGCUGGUUGUGGCAGCAGUGAAAAGCUGGGAGUGCAGCGUGUUUGUGAAUUCACCUUUUUGCCUGCUGGAGUGGAUUUUUCCCCAAAUCCCUUCGUUCUGCCGGGGUGGAACGCAGGGGUGAGGGGCAGCUGCGUCCCUGUCACCUCUCAGGAUGGGUGAGGGGAGAAUCCCCACUCAGUGCCAGGCUGAGGGUGGCACAGGAGCCUCUGGAGCAGCGGGCAGGGCAGGGCAGAGAGGUUUCAGGAAUGUUGGAGAGGCCCAGCUCGUCUGAACCCGGUUUUAUGGGCGCCGUAAAUCCCGCUCUGGGCUCGGUCCUGGCUGUGCUUCCAGCUCUGGAUCAUCCUCACACACAGGGAAGUGAUGGUGGGGCAGGGAUCCCUUCACCUGGAGGGGCAGGGAAUUCCUUUUUCCUCCCUGGCACAUUGCUGCACCACAGACCUCGGGCUGGGAGGGAGGAGCUGCAGCUCAAAUGCACUGUUCAGGAUUCCCAUGGUUUUUUCCUCCUUUAAGCCAUAAGAUUCCCCUUUUAAAGUGAAAUUUUCACUGGAGGGAAGCAUUUUCAUUUGCCCCUGGUUGGUGAUGGGUUGGACAUUCCCUCAUCCAAACGGUUCUCUGGGGUUUUUGUCCCAGCCACUGUUUCCAAAAUUUAUUUUGUUUUCCCCUUCCCCAAAGAGAAGAGCAAGGAUUUCUUAUUUUGGGAACAAGGAUGGGGUAUAACAACAUCUCCUCCUGAGAGGUCAUUUCCCCUCUGCUGUCCCACAGCUCACGGACAAGCCAAAAGCUGAGAUGGAUUAAUUCUGGAAUGGAAAUUCUCCUGUAGGAGAUUCCUGAGCUGCUCUGCAGGGAGGUGGGAUGGGAAGGAGGGAAGGAUGGGGAGUGCAAACCUCAGGAGCUCAGAGGGUUUGGCUCAGCCCUCAGGCUGCACUUGGCCUGAUCCAGUGUUCUCCUAAAACCUGGAUUUUCUGAUUUCCCCUCUCCCUGCUAUUGGAAGAUUCCAGGCUCCUGUUAGCCGGUAUUUUCUCCCUCUGUUCCCCAAAGAAAUCCCUGGAUUCCCUCCCCUUCCCCAAAGGUGCCAACUGACAAGCAGAUGUACUGCAAAAGGGAUACUGCAGCCAAAACACUGCUGUUUUAUUUUGAAUUAAGUCUUGUGGAGCUCUCUUCAUACUAGAAUAUUUUUAUUUUCUUUGUACAACAUACAAUCAUGUACUCUUAACAGAGAUUUACUUUAAAGAGAAGAAAAAAAAAAUCUGGAAGUAUUCUUUAAAAAAAAAAAAUACACAAAAAUCUUUAUUAAUAAUCCUGUAUUUUUACUGAUCAUGUUUGAAUGUCUAAAAAGACUUUAUUGUUCUAAUUAUCCAGAUGUAUGUUUGUAAAAUAGCUCUUUUAUGACUUAGCUGAUGGGGUUGUAUGUUUCUGGAAUUAAAUAUUGGUCACUUAAAAAAAAAAAAAAACCCAAAAAAACAAGAAAUCUGUUUUCAGGACCUGGGAAAUAGAAAAUUUAAGCGUUUCAAAUAUCAUUAAAUAAGCUUAAAGGAAAA
Messenger RNA from Corvus hawaiiensis (hawaiian crow), 8787 nucleotides. RefSeq names its product Rho guanine nucleotide exchange factor 12 (gene ARHGEF12). Bases 323 to 4942 code for a protein of 1539 amino acids. Gene Ontology annotation, biological process: Rho protein signal transduction; G protein-coupled receptor signaling pathway. The transcript is spliced from 41 exons. Gene Ontology annotation, molecular function: G protein-coupled receptor binding; GTPase activator activity; guanyl-nucleotide exchange factor activity. Lineage: Eukaryota; Metazoa; Chordata; Aves; Passeriformes; Corvidae. Gene Ontology annotation, cellular component: cytoplasm. The record is from RefSeq and is a predicted model, not a curated record.